CCUUACUUCAUCACUCUGACGCGGACCAAUUCACUACACAAUCAGUCUGUCUGGCCGUGAUCGUCUCUGCUCUCAGCCUCAUCUAUUCGCGCGGCUAUGCUUGGCGACGACGAGGACGUUUUCGACAGCGUGACUUGGGAGUCACCUACAGAUCCUACCUACAAUGUAGAAGCACCAUCGGGACCUGGUUUCAGGCAGAGCACAGCAGAUAGCAGCGAAGGGCCUCACGACCCAAAGUGGGAAGGCUAUCUCAUUACGACGGUCAAGGAUCCGGUGAAGGAGCUCGCAGAAACGAAAGAUGCAUAUGUCUCGUACCUGGUUACUGCAAAGACAAAUCUCCCGAUAUUUUCGACACCCAACCCUUCAUCCCAAUAUAUCACAGGGGACAGGUUCAGUCCGGAAUUCAUGGAGCGGAGACGUCUAGACGACUAUCCUCGCCAUCCAACUCUGCAGCGGAGUACACUGGUUAGGGCCUUCUUUGAAUCCACGGAAUGGGUGCGUCACAUAUCGCGCCACCCACCUGGACCAGAGCCUUCGCCUGGAAUAAUUGACAAUAUCUCCGACACCCUCCUUAAUGCAUUUUCGCGAGUUCGAAAGCCCGAUGAGCGUUUUCUUUCUAUGCGUGAAAACGUCGACAAGUUUGAAGAAGGCUUAAACACAUCUGAGCGCCUUUGGAACAGAGUCCGGAGUCGGACAAGCGACGGAAAUCCGGAAUCCGCUGAAGACCUCACAGCGGAUUACCAUGAUCGGCGGUUGCUGUUCAAGACACAGACGACAACCGAUCCCUUCCUCAUUCAUUUACAUUCCCUUCUCACUUACUCUCAUGCCAACCGGGCUAACUCUCCGACUAUCUAUCUGGUGUUACCGGCGGAACGCGAUAGACUCGCUGCUGUCAUUAGUGGCCACGCGGGCAGCACUGGUCUUGGCCUUGGGGCGUACUUGAAAGAUCGCAGGCUCCAGGACGCUGUAACAACUGCUCAUGAGACAUCAGACGCCUUCAGCGAUGAGACUCUUACGGGAGCAGGCGGUGUUUCAAUUAUGCGAAGGGAAGCUGAAAUGAAAGAGAUGCUAGGGAAUCUUGCCGAAGGUCAAAUUGAGUUUUACAAGGCCUUGAGUCUUUCAUUCUACAAUUGGUGUUUGUUUGCGAUGGAGGAAUGGGAGAGAAGUAUACCAAUCAUUCAACGGAUUCGAGUGGACGUUUAAAUUUAACGGACAUUUUAUCACCUGCUUUUCUAGUAUCGCUGCAUUGUAUUU
Messenger RNA from Desarmillaria tabescens, 1254 nucleotides. Its product is annotated as lipid binding protein. Gene Ontology annotation, cellular component: phagophore assembly site; early endosome. The record is from RefSeq and is a predicted model, not a curated record. Gene Ontology annotation, molecular function: phosphatidylinositol binding. The transcript is spliced from 11 exons. The coding region runs from base 97 to 1203 and encodes 368 amino acids. Gene Ontology annotation, biological process: autophagy of mitochondrion; piecemeal microautophagy of the nucleus; endocytic recycling. NCBI's taxonomy places the organism in Eukaryota, Fungi, Basidiomycota, Agaricomycetes, Agaricales, Physalacriaceae.